Molecule: messenger RNA, 1470 nt
Organism: Humulus lupulus (European hop)
Lineage: Eukaryota; Viridiplantae; Streptophyta; Magnoliopsida; Rosales; Cannabaceae
Exons: 2
Coding region: 1-1470 (489 amino acids)
Source: RefSeq, a predicted model, not a curated record
AUGGAUAUGCGGAAAGCUUAUGACACUUUGGAAUGGGAUUUCCUUGAAGAGAUGCUUGUGGCUUUUCAUUUUCCUCCUCAUUUUAUUCAGCUGAUCAUGACUUGUGUUAGAUCUCCUAAAUUCUCAAUCAUGUUAAAUGGGUCUUUACAUGGUUUUUUUAAUGCUAGUCGGGGAUUGAGGCAAGGAGACCCCAUGUCUCCUCUUUUGUUUGUCUUGAGCAUGGAGUACUUAUCUCAUAUAUUGAAAAAAAUUGCUAACGACAAAGAUUUUCAGUUUCAUGAGAGAUGUGCGGAGCUUCAGCUCACUCAUCUGUACUUUGCAGAUGAUGUGGUGUUAUUUUCGCUUGGGGAUUUUAAAUCAGUGUACAUACUUCUGCAAGGUUUUGAAUUGUUCUCUCACACCUCGGGUCUUCAAGCUAAUAUUAGCAAAUCUGAAUUCAUUGGUACUGGUAUAUCUGAUGAGGAGAUUCAAAGAAUUCUCAUGGUGUCCAAAUUGAAGAGAGUGUUGAUUUUUGUGCACUCUUACUGGUCUCAAAUUGUGGUGCUCCCUAAGAAAGUUUUCAGCAGAAUAAAUGAGAUAUGUAGAGCUUUUCUUUGGAAGGAUGAGGCUAAUUAUGGAGGCCCGGGUUGUGUUGCUUGGGAUGGUGUGUGUAAAAGCAAGAAAGCAGGAGGGUUAGGCAUCAGAAAUAUCUCAAUCUGGAAUACUGCAGCUUUGGGGAAAUUUAUUUGGGCUAUUGCCACAAAUAAAGAGAGUUUGUGGAUCAAAUGGAUUCAUUCGGUCUAUCUAAGAGGAGAGAGCUGGUGGGAGUAUGAGGCUCCUUUAAACUCCAGCUGGUAUUGGAAGCAAUUGGUCACUGUUAAAAACAGAAUGAAGAGUUAUUUUUUCUAUCGUACCUUUAUCUCUAUGUUUUAUCGGAUUCAUGAAGUGUAUGAUAAGCUUUUGAACUUGACUGGGAAUGGGAUGUUUUGGACAAGAAUUAUUUGGAGUGCUUGUGUUGUUUUUAAGCAUGCAUUCAUUACUUGGUUAACUAAAUUGAAUAGAUUGAAAACAAGAGAUAGGCUUCACCACAUGGUGAUAGUGACUUCAGAUAGUUGUCUGAUAUGUGAUAAUGCUCCAGAAAACAACUGCCAUUUGUUUUUCUCCUGUUAUUACAGCAAGAGAUGCAUCAUAGAAGUGAAGCUUUGGCUGGGGUGGCUCUCGAAUACUGAGAAUAUUCAUGAGCUUCUGAGAUGGAUUGCCAGAGGAAAACAUCUGUCUCGAUUCAGAAGGUGGAUUUUUGCUUCUGGUUUAGCGGCAACUACAUAUCAUUUGUGGAGGGUUCAAAAUAUAGCUUUAUGGGAGGAUAAAGUUCAGAGUAUUGAUUGUCCAGUUAGGCAUAUUAAAAGGGAUGUUAAAAAUAGAGGAUAUAUUUUUGUGAAAAAUCGAGUUCCUGAGUCAGAUAAAAUCUGGUUUGGGGAUUUAGUUGUAUAG